This is a messenger RNA of Didymodactylos carnosus, 1137 nucleotides long. NCBI's taxonomy places the organism in Eukaryota, Metazoa, Rotifera, Eurotatoria, Philodinida, Philodinidae. The record is from the annotation of a GenBank genome assembly.
AUGAUGCCCCAGCAUAUUGCUCAAAUGUUAGAAGAUGGUAUUCAGCCAAAUUCUAUAUGUGAGUCUCACAAAUUGAUAACAAUUAUGUUUUCUUACACAAUGGAUUUCAAAGAGCUAAUAUCAAAGUUAGAACCAAUUGAAAUAAUUGAAUGCAUAAACGAAAUAGUAAACACAUUUGAUCAAUGUACAGAUAAAUUUGAUGUGUUCAAGGUCGAAACAAAAGCUGAUUUAUCGUAUAUGGUUGUUGGAGGAUUACAAAACCGUGUAUCGUUGACGAGACGAAAAUCAAAUUAUAGCACGGGAUCGAAUUGUAGUUCAAUUGACACUAACUGUUCCAAUGGACCAAUUAAUUUGAAAAAUCCAUUAGAUUUGAAUCAAGCUGAAGUGAUGGCUGGACUAACUUUAGAAUUACUACAAAAAGCACAAAAUUUUAUUAAUCCAAUGACGAAUAAACCUUUUAAUAUCAAAUUCGGCUUUCAUUCUGGUCCAGCUGUUGGCGGAAUAGUGGGAAAUACAAACUUUCAAUAUUGUCUAUUUGGUGAUACUGUUAAUGUAGCCAGUCGUAUAACAACUUCUGGAGAAGCAGGACGAAUUCAUGUUAGUCCAACAUCUUACGAAUUGCUGAAACGUUCACCAUAUUAUGAGUUAGUUUAUCGAGGAAAAACAGAAUUGAAGAGUAAAGGCAUAUUCCAAACCUACUGGCUAGUUGGUACAAAAGCUAACUAUUCAAAUGAUCUUAAACCAAUCUUGCAAUUUAUAACAUCCCCAGAACAGCAUCUGUCUUCAGAUAUCACACAUUUUUUACAAAAUCAUUCCGUCGGUGCUAGUAUUGAUCGAUCGGAUACAUUAGAAAGUUUGGAAAUAGAAACUGUUCAAUCACCGGACGAACCAAUUGAUUCGAUUGUAGAUAUCCAACUAAACGAUGAGAGUUCGUCUACGUCGAGUUCCAGAGGUGAAUCAAUCAAUUCAACUUCACCAGAUGGAAAAGAUAUGUCAUUUGAUAAUAGAACUAGUGCUCAAUUAGAUGAACAAUUAAUAUUUCCGCGUCAUAUAACGCAUCCACAUGUAGUUAAUAAAACAUCUGUUUCAUGUAUUUCGGGAAAAUGUCCAUUUAGCUCAUGUUUUCCAUUCAACUAA